This is a messenger RNA of Pochonia chlamydosporia 170, 1644 nucleotides long. Its product is annotated as MFS transporter. Gene Ontology annotation, cellular component: membrane. Bases 1 to 1644 code for a protein of 547 amino acids. The record is from RefSeq and is a predicted model, not a curated record. Gene Ontology annotation, biological process: transmembrane transport. The transcript has 4 exons. Gene Ontology annotation, molecular function: transmembrane transporter activity. NCBI's taxonomy places the organism in Eukaryota, Fungi, Ascomycota, Sordariomycetes, Hypocreales, Clavicipitaceae.
AUGGGCCAGCAACAUCAACCACAGCUGCGCCGGGCACGCCUGAUUGCAAGCGUAGCCGCAACGGUUCUCUCCCUCGCCUGUGGAACGAACUAUGUCUAUUCUGCAUGGGCACCGCAGUUUGCUGAGAAGCUCAAGCUGUCGGCUACGCAGAGCAAUCUCAUCGGCCAGUUUGGGAACUUAGGCAUGUACUCACUUGGCGUACCAGUUGGCAUAUUUGUCGACAGACGAGGCCCCCGCCCUUUUGUCCUCGUCGGCGCCUUUCUCCUGGCUGCCGGAUACUUCCCGUUGCACAUAGCAUACGACCGAGCCUCUGGUUCCGUUCCCGUCCUUUGCUUCUUCUCCUUUCUGACUGGCCUCGGCAGCUGCAUGGCCUUUGCUGCCGCUGUCAAAACAUCGGCACUCAACUGGCCCAGCCAUAGAGGUACAGCAACAGCAUUCCCUCUUGCUGCUUUUGGACUCAGUGCUUUCUUUUUCUCAUUUCUCGGUGCGCUCUUGUUUCCUGGCGAUCCUAGUGCCUUCUUGAGGCUGCUUUCCGUGGGAACAUUUCUCCUGACUUUUGUCGGUUUCUUCUUCCUCCGUGUCUAUCCGCACCACAACUACCACGCUGUCUCCAACAAUGAGGCACGCCGUUCCUCAUCCCUUUCCACUCACCUGCGACCGCCGUAUGGCCAAGCCAGUCCUCGUGGCGCUCUCUCUCCUGAAGAAGCUGGUACGUCGACCACAGGCACAAUAACCACAAACGUGGCAUCACCGCCGAUUCUUUCCGACCCACAACCCCCUCCCAACUGUGCUAGCUCAAGCAACAAAAAUGUCGAUAAUGAUAUCGAAGAAGAUGCUGUUGACGAGACGUCAUCCUUGAUGUCAUCGACAGCCUCUGAGCCAGUAGAGAAUGUAGUGGCCAGCAGUGUUGAUACGGAUCGAUCUCAUCGAAUAGAUAUACGCGGCUGGAAGCUUCUACGCAGUCAAUCGUUUUGGCUCCUAUUCACUAUCAUGGCCAUUUUGUCAGGCGUCGGCCUCAUGACCAUAAAUAACAUUGGUAAUGAUGUGAAUGCACUGUGGAAGCAUUAUGACAAUUCCGUGACAGAAGACUUUCUCGUUCAUCGCCAACAAAUGCACGUGUCUAUCCUGUCCAUCUGCAGCUUUCUGGGUCGGCUCUUAAGCGGUGUUGGGUCUGAUUUUUUGGUUAGGUCACUUCAUGCUAGCCGCAUCUGGUGCCUUUUUGUGGCCUCCGUCGUGUUCCUUAUCGCCCAAGUUUGUGCCCUGAACAUUGAAAAUCCCCGCCUCCUAGGAUUUGUAUCUGGUCUUUCCGGGCUUGGCUACGGCUUUCUUUUUGGCGUAUUUCCCUCCCUUGUCACGGAGGCAUUUGGAAUCCGUGGUUUAAGCCAAAAUUGGGGCUUCAUGACCCUUGCGCCGGUCAUUUCUUCGAAUACGUUUAACCUACUGUACGGCCAAGUUUUGGAUGCUCAUAGUGUUUUUGACCCUAGUGGAGAGCGCUCCUGCCAUGACGGCUUGGAGUGCUACCGCGUGGCAUACUGGGCAACUCUAAUCGCUUGUACUGUGGGAAUUGCCUUCACCCUCUGGACAGUGCAACAUGAACAGAUAGAGCUUGCGAGGGAAAGAAGGAAAGCAAACGGAGAAGACUGA